AUGCAAAAUAAACUCAUUUUUAAGUUUUGGCGACGAACUCAUAUAAAAGAGUCAACUGAUACGGAAAUUGGUACAAUAAAUACACACGAAGAGGUUGUUCGCUUAAGAUUGUUUUUUGAAAAUGAAAAUCUAACGAUUUUUGUCAAUUCACGAAAAAGAUAAUCACGAAUGGGAUAAUCCACUUGAGUUUAUAUUUUCUUUAAUUUCAAAUUCCGUUGGUCUCGGAAAUGUUUGGCGUUUUCCUUAUUUAGCCGC
Messenger RNA from Rotaria socialis, 255 nucleotides. NCBI's taxonomy places the organism in Eukaryota, Metazoa, Rotifera, Eurotatoria, Philodinida, Philodinidae. The record is from the annotation of a GenBank genome assembly.